Stegastes partitus (bicolor damselfish) is the source of this 1803-nucleotide messenger RNA. It is a transcript of the gene arl1, whose product is annotated as ADP-ribosylation factor-like 1. Bases 110 to 655 code for a protein of 181 amino acids. Gene Ontology annotation, molecular function: GTPase activity; GTP binding. The record is from RefSeq and is a predicted model, not a curated record. Lineage: Eukaryota; Metazoa; Chordata; Actinopteri; Pomacentridae. The transcript has 6 exons.
AGGCCACGGUUGGUGACAUCCACCAGCGACACGUCAACCAGACGGAAGAAGCUCUCUGUCCAACCAGCCUGUCGCUGCAUUCGUAAAAUUAGGAUUUGUUCUUACCGAAAUGGGUGGUUUGUUCUCUAGCCUCUUCUCGGGCCUGUUUGGCACCAGGGAAAUGAGGAUUUUAAUCCUGGGUUUGGACGGUGCAGGAAAAACCACUAUUCUGUACAGGCUUCAGGUUGGAGAGGUGGUCACCACAAUCCCCACGAUCGGCUUCAACGUCGAGACAGUCACAUACAAGAACCUGAAGUUCCAGGUUUGGGAUCUGGGAGGACAGACGAGUAUCAGGCCCUACUGGCGGUGUUACUACUCAAACACAGACGCCGUCAUCUACGUCGUCGACAGCAGCGACCGCGACAGGAUGGGCAUCUCCAAGUCCGAGCUGGUGGCCAUGUUGGAGGAAGAGGAGCUGAAGAAGGCGAUCCUCGUGGUGUUUGCCAACAAACAGGACAUGGACCAGGCGAUGACGCCGACUGAAGUCGCCAACUCUCUGGGCCUUCCUGCCCUCAAAGACAGAAAAUGGCAGAUCUUCAAGACUUCGGCCUUGAAGGGCACAGGCCUGGACGAGGCUAUGGAGUGGCUGGUGGAUUCAUUGAAGAGUCGGCAGUAAAGGACGCCACCCCUUCUGUACAUACUCCUGACCUUUCACCCCUCUGUAUGAAGCCUUGUGACUGACCCCAUCCCCCCAUUUCCCACUUUCUUUGGACUGGUGAUUGCACUCCUAUUCUCUCCUCUAUCCUUUCCCCCCCUCCACCCACCUUACACCCAUCUGAAGCCUUGGCCAAAUCCUCCCAAUGCCUAACGCCUUUCAAGCCUGGGACUGAGAAGCGAAGGCUGCAGUAACAUCCGGACCGGACGCACAAAGUUUCCGGAGAACCUCAAGACCGAGGGACAACAGUUCGAUCGCGGUUUCCACAUUUUAAAAUUCAGAAAUGUGUCAGUUGUGAAAACGAAUGCUAAGUUUCUUAUUCCGUUUGCAGUAGUUUUGACACUAUAAUAAAUCAUCAUGUGGUUUAAGUGGAGAUUCUGUAGCAUUUCAGUUGUGCGUAGAGCCACCAGGGGGCAUCAGCGAGUCUUCAGGGGGCGAGUUUAACAUAGCCAGGCUUACUUUGUGUUAGCUGGCUUGACAAAACCUGGUUAGCAACUUUCUCCGUUAACCAGGUUUGUAAAAAAAAAUUAGGCUCCAUGUGCUCCCAUAAAAGUGACAUUUUACUCUUUUUUUCUGCACAAACUGAUCUUCAAUCAAGAACAGGUGGUUGUACUGAAGCAUGUAAAAAUACAACAGACAGAACACUGCUUCUUCUUCUCACAGCUGUUUCAAAUCCCAAUCUGUGAACAGAGUCUCCUCCAGACGAGGUCAGCUGUGCAGGUUAAAAAAGAGCCAAUCAGACAAACCUCUGCUGACUUGUAUGAGACUGAUUUCCUUCACUAUAUCCCAAAGUAUUUCUCUGCACCCACUGUCCUCAAGCCAAGUGUUACUGCAGCCUCUGCUGUUUUUGUACUAUAUAGUCUGGCAGAUGCAAUGUCAUGGAUUUUCUAUUUGUUUUUUUUCUUCUUCCUGUUGAUUUGUGUCGUUUUAAAUAAUUUAGUGGUUAAAACCUUUUUUUUCCCCUCUCCCUCUAUUGAAACCCUUUGGUUGCAGCUUUGGCAUAUUAGUCACUGAACACUAACUGUAUGCUCAAAGUUUUCUGGUUGCAUAUUUAUAUCUGCUUGUACAGUGAAAAUGAUUCUCAGUAAAGAUUGCUAUCAGUGAUUGUA